This is a messenger RNA of Mucor mucedo, 1547 nucleotides long. Its product is annotated as chitinase. Bases 77 to 1384 code for a protein of 435 amino acids. Gene Ontology annotation, biological process: carbohydrate metabolic process; chitin catabolic process. The transcript has 3 exons. Lineage: Eukaryota; Fungi; Mucoromycota; Mucoromycetes; Mucorales; Mucoraceae. Gene Ontology annotation, molecular function: chitin binding; chitinase activity. The record is from RefSeq and is a predicted model, not a curated record. Gene Ontology annotation, cellular component: extracellular region.
GUAUAAUAAUAUAAAUUGUAUAUCUGAAGCUCUCUCUCAAUUUUUAUUCUUUUUUUUUAUUAUUAUUAUUAUUGUAAUGAGAACGUUUUCGGUUGGAAAUAUCGCAAGGUUUGCAAUACUCACACCUAUUCUUGUCAUUCUAUUGACAAUUGGUUGGUACCAACAAGCCAUUCGUCAUGUCAACCUUCCAGAUUAUAAAGAAAAAGAACCAUCGUUUAUUGUUGCAGGAUAUUAUAUCAACUGGGGCAUUUAUGACCGCAAAUAUAACGUUGUGGACCUGAAGGCCGAGAAAUUAUCUCACAUCUUGUAUGCAUUUGCCAAUGUCAAUCUUGAUGGCACCAUUAUUCUCGGUGACCCUUGGGCUGAUACUGAUAUUAAAUUCCCAAAAGAUAAAACAUUGGAUGGCGUACAAGAUCCUUGGAAAGAAAAUGAUCAAGAUUUACACGGCAAUUUCAAGCAACUUUCCUUAUUAAAAAAAAAAUAUCGACAUGUAAAAGUGUCACUUAGUGUGGGUGGCUAUUCAUGGAGUUCUAAUUUUUCAGCUAUUGCUUCCAGUACAGAAUCUCGAGCAACAUUUACAAAAACAGCGAUUGAACAUCUUGAAAACCUCGGAUUGGAUGGCAUUGAUAUUGAUUGGGAGUUUCCUCAAGAUACCACCGAUGCUGAAAAUUAUGUAUUGCUCUUAAAAGAAGUACGCGUUGCCUUGGAUAAUUAUCAAUCCACUAAUGACCCAACCAAUAGUCCCUUUUUAUUGUCAGUAGCUAUGCCAUGCGGACCCGAGAAUUACAAUAUACUGAAGCUAGAGGAAAUGUCCCAGUACGUAGACAUAUUCUAUAUGAUGGCAUAUGAUUUCGCCGGUGAUUGGGAUAAAAAGACGGGACAUCAAUCCAAUCUUUUCGGUGGUCCGUUAAAUGUGGAUCAAGCAGUAAAACACUUUGAAAAAGCAGGUGUUCCAUCCAAAAAGAUUGUGAUGGGAUUACCCAUGUACGGAAGAGGCUUUUCAAAUACUAUCGGAAGACCUGGUUCGUCCUAUCAUGGUAUACCCGAUGGUUCUUGGGAUAAGGGCUCUUUUGACUACAAAGAUUUGCCUAGAAAAGGAGCAAAAGAGCACUUUGAUGAAGAGCUGGGUGCCUCCUGGUCAUAUGACGAGGAUAAACGAGAGUUCGUCACGUAUGAUUCUCCUGCAGUUGCACAGUUAAAAUGUGAUUAUAUCAGGGAAAGACAAUUAGGUGGUGCCAUGUUCUGGGAGUUGAGCGCAGAUGCUGUUAGCGACGACAGAAGCCUGUUGGAGACUGUGUAUCAAAAUCUCGGAUCGCGUUUAAAUACAGAUGAAAAUCAUUUGGUAUACCCCCAUAGCUCCUUUGACAAUGUCCGUUCUACUUAAAACUAAAUAUUUUCUGGCCUCCACGGUUAAUGUUUGCUUUUGAACAAUGUUCCUUAUUGAAUGUAAUAGCUCAAUUCUCAUAUUUUGUACAGUGUUCUACUAUUUAAACGAAUAAAAAUUUCAAUUUAUUAAUUGGCAGUAGGAUGUUUGACCAAUAAUUCAC